Molecule: messenger RNA, 5367 nt
Organism: Eupeodes corollae
Lineage: Eukaryota; Metazoa; Arthropoda; Insecta; Diptera; Syrphidae
Exons: 1
Coding region: 1-5367 (1788 amino acids)
Biological process (GO): DNA integration
Molecular function (GO): nucleic acid binding
Source: RefSeq, a predicted model, not a curated record
AUGGAUUUAGCAAGCCGUUCAUCCUACCGUGGUCAAGUGACCAAGCUUGUGAAGGCAGCAAACGAAUAUUUAAUUUCUGAAGAAUCUGAAAUUAAAUCCAACGCAGAAAAUCUUGAUAAAAUCGAGGAGGAGCUUGAGGUAUUUCUGGAUCGUCUGCUCUCCUCGCAUGAAAGUUUACUUAAAGCAAACGACGAGGUCAAGUCUUUGAUUAAACCUGAAGAUUUCGUAAAGGAAUCAGAAGCUGUGGCUGACUAUAACGAUAAGGCGAUAGGGGUAAUCACGCGGUUGAAGCAUAGAUUGUCAAAAAUUCGGCUGCUGCAAACGGGUCCACUUCCAGAAGCAUCACGUGUUCACGAGACUUCUACAGUUGUUCCUAAUGCGAUGCAACAUGCGGUAAAGUUAAAAAAAUUAUUUCCUAAAAGAUUCUCAGGUGAUUAUAAAGACUGGUUUCCAUUUUGGGAGCAAUAUCGUACUUUAAUUCAUGAAAAUUCAUCACUAACGACCAUCGAUAAGUUUAAUUAUUUAGAAACGUCACUGUAUGGAAGAGCUGCAGAAACAUUAGCUGGCCUAACGCCUACAGAAGCCAACUAUAAUUCUGCAAUUGAGUUGCUCAAAGAGGAGUACGGAGAUCAAGAAAAAAUUAUCGACCAUACAAUGCAACAGCUUUUAUCAACACCACCAGUAAGUUCUAAGACAGAUUCUGUUGGGCUGAGACGAUUGUAUACGUCGGUUCUAACCGCAACUCGAUCUCUGACGUCUUUGGGUGUUCCCUCGUUACAAUAUUUUGUGAUGCUCAAGGGUGUGCUUCUCCGAUGCAUUCCGAAUGAUCUUCGUGUGGAUUUCCAUCGUUUUUACCACAGUCAAUCUGGCAAUCAUCAGGUCGAAAACUCAGACGAAAACAUGGACGACUUAGCUUCAACAUCGGCAUCUGAAAUCACUUCUACAAAGUCAAUCGGCGAUAAACAGGUAAAUUGUCUACUUACAUUUCUCAAACGAGAGGUCGAAGCUCUAGAAAAGGCGAAUGAGGCAAAAGGUAACUCUGCUCGUGUUCAACAUCAACCAGGUACGAGUUCUCGACAAGUCAAAACCGCUGUGGGGCUAUUUACGGCAGGAGAGCAUGAACAUACGUGCUUCUUUUGUAAAAGUAAAGAUCACGCAACCACUGAAUGUAAUUGUUUACCGAACUUAUCUAAAAAAAAAGAAUUACUUCGCACUGAUGGUAGGUGUUUUCGUUGCUGUACGAAGGGACACAAUUCUAAAACCUGCAAGGUAAAACGAAUUACUUGCAGUUCUUGUAAUGGGCGACACGCAACAAGCAUGUGCGAUCCUCUGUUCAUAGCCAGAAUUAACGAAGCAAAGCAAGGUAUUGGUAGAAUUGGUGGCUCAGCUGAGCCUACGUCACAAUUAUCGAAACAGUUAAGUAUGCCAUCGUCGAGUCAAAAUACUUUUAAUUUGUACACUGCUCAAACACUUGGACAGUCAUGUAGUGUUUUAUUACAGACUGCUUGUGCAUUUGCUGGAAACGGAAUUUCUAACAGAGAGUUGUUUAUUCGAUUUGUCAUGGAUGGUGGGAGCCAAAUGUCUUUUGUGAAAUCAUCUGUUGCUCGCUGCAUUAAUUUGUCACCGACUGGUUCUCACAACUUGAGUAUAAUCUCAUUUGGAAGUGAUAAGCCUAAGCCAAACCGGUUAUGUAAUAAGGUAAAAAUAAUCUUACGCAGCCAAUAUAAUAAUCGUACAUUCGUUGUUGAAGCGAUUGAAGUACCCGAAAUUUGUGUUGAUGCUCUCGCUGCGCCCCCGAGUCAAUUGCUGGAAACAUCAUUGCAUGGUUUACCAUUAGCAGAUUCUCGUACUUUAGGGAAUAUACCAGAAGAAGGCAUAAGUCUCCUAAUUGGUGCUGAUUACUACUGGCAAUUUGCUACGGAUAAAUAUAAGCGAAUAACCGAUAAACUAACAGCAAUAGAAACUGUAUUUGGCUGGACAAUUCAAGGACCAUUGCCACAAACUGAAGUUUCCAAAACUAGCAUCACGUCUCUAGGUAUAUGUGUCUGCGAAGAAGCUCGUAAAUUUUGGCAACUCGAAGUUCUGGGAAUUGCUUUAACAUCUAAUGAAAAUGUCGAUACAGAUUUAUCUCUUAAUGUUCGCAGGUUAGAUCAUCGCUUUGAAGCAUUGCUCCCGUGGAAAGAGAUGGGUUUACUUGAUGACAACUAUCCAGGAGCCCUACAACGAUUCAAGGCCCUCGUCAGAAAACUUUGCGUGAAUAAAAAACUUCUGGAAUAUGACAAUGCGUUUAAUGACAUGCUCUCAAGUGGAAUAGCCGAACCAGCACCGUACCCAAUCGAAGGCGAACGUGUGUAUUACAUGCCUCACCGUCCAGUCUACAGGGAAGACAAAGAAACAACGAAAUUGCGUAUCGUUUUUGACGCGUCAGCUCAUGCCUCUAAUCAAUAUUCGCUUAACCAACAUCUUGAAGUGGGCAAUAAUCUGUUACCUGAUAUUAUAACGAUUCUAUUAAAUUUCAGAAUUGGUAAGAUUGCAUUAACAGCAGAUAUAGAAAAGGCUUUUUUACAGAUAAUGCUGCACCCGAAAGACCGCGAUAGUCACAGAUUUAUUUGGUUUUCGGAUAAAUUAAAUAACGUUGACAAUCUUCCUGACAUAAAGGUAUUUCGAAUGACUCGUGUGACAUUUGGCGUCACUUGCAGCCCUGGCCUUUUGGCUGUCACAAUUAUAAAGGCGAUUAAAGAAGCUGAACAAACAUACCCCCGAACGUGCGCUCUUCUCCUCAAGAGUUUUUAUGUAGACGAUCUUGUGUGCAGUGUCGAUGAAGAAAUAGAUGCCGUGAAAAUUCAAAAAGAAGCCAACAUCAUUCUUAAAAGUGCAUCUAUGAAUUUAUGCAAAUGGAAUUCCAACAACUCUUCCGUUCGUCGUAAGAUUCCAAUAGAUCAAGAUAUUCACAAACUUCAAAAGGUACUUGGUCUGUGUUGGUUAGUUGCCACAGAUGAAUUGGCUGUAAAUGUUGAUGGACUUCUGAAUCUUUUAGAGUCAGAGAAGCCAAAAGGCACAAAGCGGAAUGUUCUUAAGGUAAUGGCAAAAAUAUUUGACCCUCUUGGUUUUCUAGGUCCUUGGAUAGUUCGUCUUAAAAUCCUUUUUCAAUCAAUCUGGCGUAAACAUCUAGAGUGGGACGAGCUCUUACCUGAAGAUAUGAUGAAAAUUUGGAUGACAUGCUGCCAUGAAGUGAGCGAUCUUCGGAAAAUAGCCUUUCCACGUCAUGUGAUUGUUGGUAAGAGAAACGUUGAAAUACAUAUUUUUGCAGAUGCGAGCCAAUAUGCUUUCGGAGCCGUAGCCUAUGCAAGAACGCGUGACGAUAUUGGAAAUAUUUUUGUGCGUUUCUUAUGUGCUAAAAAUAGAGUGGCACCUCUAAACAACAAAAAUCAGAACGAACUAACCAUUCCAAAGCUUGAAUUAACUGCUGCUCUCGUUGCAGCUCGUUUAUUAGAUUACAUGCAGAAAAACUUGCGUGUUGAAUUUAAUGAUGCUUAUCUAUGGACGGAUUCGAAAAUUUCAUGGUUUUGGAUUACUGGUUCCAGUAAACGUUGGAAACCAUAUAUUGAAAACAGGGUCCGCGAAAUAAGAUCUAUUUGCGAUGUUUCAAAGUGGAGACACUGUCCAGGCCUAGAAAACCCAGCAGACCUAGUCACAAGAGGUAUUAACGCUAACGCUCUUAUAAAUUCAUCUUUGUGGAUGUCUGGACCGGAUUGGUUAAAAGAAAAUCAAUCAACAUGGCCACAAAACGAUAUCAGUAUUACAACCUUGAUUACCUCUUUACAUGUGACUGAAGAAAUUGAAGCUCACUCCGCUUUAGUUGAGUUAAAAAAUAUUAUUACUCCACCUAUGAAUCCAAUCGAUUUUAGCACUUGGAGACAUCUGCUCCGAACAACCGCUUACUUUUUUCGUGCAUAUAAUUUCUUUAAGACAAAAAAGAAGUUUCCAACUUUUCUUACGGCCGAUGAAAUUAUAUCUGCUGAAAAAUGCUGGAUAAAAUAUGUCCAGAGGCAACAUUUUAAAGAUGAAUUAACUUUACUUUUUAAUAAAAAAUGUAUUCCAUCAAGUUCUGAUCUGGCAACUCUUAAUCCAUUUUUAGAUGACACUGAUGAACUAUUACGAGUUGGAGGGCGUCUUCAGUUUGCAGGAUUAAGUCCAGAAGAAACUCAUCCGUAUAUUUUGCCCAAAUCAUCGCACAUUACGAAGCUGAUUGUAAGAGACACCCACGAGAAGCUAUUUCAUGCCGGAACGAAUUCAGUCCUUUCAAAGCUUCGCUCAAGAUUCUGGAUACUUAAAGUAAGGCAACUUGUUAAAAAUAUUAUUAAAAAUUGUUUUGUUUGCAAGCUCCUUCAAGCUAAAUCAGCAUCACAACCCUUCGCUCCACUUCCUAGAGAGCGAAUACUGCAUACAAGGCCUUUCGAGAUCACUGGUGUGGAUUUUGCUGGUCCGCUUUAUGUGAUCGAUAGAACCAAACAAUCGAGGAAGGUCUACAUAAUGCUGCUUACUUGUGCAGCAGUAAGAGCAGUGCACUUAGAGGUGGUUUUGGAUCUGACAGCCGAAAGUUGUCUUUUGGCAUUGAGGCGUUUUAUUGCGCGAAGAGGUGUACCUCGGAUUAUAUAUUCCGAUAAUGCCAAGACUUUCAAAAAGGCAUCUACAGAACUAAGUCAUAAACUUAAAUUGAAAUCAAAUCCCGAUUUUCAAUGCUUCUUAACUGAUCAACGUAUUACCUGGAAAUUUAUCGUCGAACGUGCACCUUGGUGGGGUGGAUUCUGGGAGCGUCUAGUAAGAGUUGUGAAAUCCUCAUUGAAGGCCGCAGUGCUGAAAGCAACUUUGUCUAUCGACCAAUUUACGACUCUUCUUACUGAAGUUGAAUUUGUAGUCAAUUCGCGACCUCUUACGUACUGCAGUGAUGAUUCUUCGGAUUGUGCUCCCCUUACACCUGCCCAUUUUCUUGGUGUUCAAGGAAUAUCUGGUGAUUCUACACCCGAACAGAAUUUUCAACCCAUCAAUCAAAAUACGCUGAGAUCAGAGUGGGCACAACGUUUACAAAAUAUUUCAAUAUUUAAACGCCGUUGGUUUAGAGAAUAUCUUCAACAGUUACGCUCAUUACAUCAUGAGAGACAAGCAACAUCGACCUACCUUGCAGCUGGAGAAGUGGUACUAAUAGAAGAUCCAUCUUUGCCUAGGAUACUCUGGCGAUUAGCGAUCAUCCAAAAAACAUUUCCAGGGCGAGACGGAAAAGUUCGUGCAUGUGAAGUACGAUUGGCUAAUGGUUCAGUUCUUCGAAGACCAGUUCAACUUUUAUAUCCUUUGGAAAUAAGUUCUUAA